This is a messenger RNA of Heterostelium album PN500, 1146 nucleotides long. RefSeq lists its product as uncharacterized. The record is from RefSeq and is a predicted model, not a curated record. The transcript is spliced from 2 exons. Lineage: Eukaryota; Evosea; Eumycetozoa; Acytosteliales; Acytosteliaceae. Bases 1 to 1146 code for a protein of 381 amino acids.
AUGGCCGAUGGCUACUAUCGAUCCUACCUAAACAGUGCGAUGUCGUUGUUUGACAUCAACAUAACGAUUGAAUCACAAUCGAAAUCCAUAGAAUCCGGUGUCACUAUCGAUCUGGAGGGCAUUGUCAAUUUCAUCACUUUGGUCGAACCGGCAUGGUCACCCGAUAAGCUAAAGCACCUGAACACAAGCAUCCAUUUGGAAGGUCUGAAUAUUAUCAAUGGAUACACACCAAUGGAUGGCGGUGUCAUCUAUGUAAAAGUCUUUUUCACAAAGCUGUACCUGACGUUGGUGGAUUGCGUAUUUAAGAAUAACACUGCUGUGAGUUCUGCGGCGGUGUUGCAUAUUCGCAUUGACUAUCACAGCACCGUUAUUGGCUACGACAAUCCGCCAGUUAUCAAUAUUGACGGUUGCCGAUUCCUCGGAAAUUCAGCCAAUGAGUUCACCGUUCUCUAUAGCAAUAAUGGAAACGCCACUAUUAGUAAUUCCAUAUUUCAAGAUAACUAUACCUCUAGAAAUGGAAUAGUGUUUACUGGUGGGCGAGUUCAAAUGUUUCAGUGUCUGUUCUUUAAUAACACCGCAAAUCAAAUGACACUCUUUCUAUUAAAGAAUAUGCUUGAUACCGUUAGAAUCGAUGGAACGGAAUUCAUUGGAAACACCAUUCAAAAUACCAAAGUGCCUACUAUUACACCGUCGAUCAUCGCUGCCAUCGGUGCCCAAAUACAGUUUUCUAAUUGUUUGUUCGAAUCCAAUGUCAAUGCAUCUCAGGUGUUUCAAAGUGGAUAUCAAGCUGUUAAAAAAGGAUCAUCUACGUUUGACAAUUGUACAUUCAGUAACAACCGGGGUGAUAUCAAAGGUGCAGGAAUCUAUUCACUCCUAACGAAACUCAUUAUUCAACACUCGACAUUCAACAACAACAGUGGCUAUCUCGGUUCACACAUCUAUGCAUUCGACACGAAAGAGGUAUCGAUCAGCAACUCAUCGUUCACCAACAGUCCACCGAAUACAUUUGGAUCGGGUCAAUCGAUUUACCUAUUCAAUAUUAAAAAUAUGAAUGUAAGCAACUUAAUAACACGAUUUAGAAGAAGACAAAGAAGAAAAGCAUAUAAAUCAAUGAUUGACUCUGAAUAUGAUUAUAAUGACAAUUAA